GUAGAAUAACUAUAAACAAAUGUACAAAUAAGAUCUUGGAACUGCCUUUACCAACAAGAUUAAAAGAGUACUUGAAAGAGUAUCAAUACCAGCUCUGGGUGUGGUACUUUCAUGUGGCUGAGCGCACACUUACGAUGGAAGUCAAUACCUCCACUGAAUAAUGAGUCCAAAUGGUUGUUACAAAACCCCAACGGAUUUCAGGGGUGAAAUGAAAAUUCCAUUGCUGGUGAAGAAGUGUACAGCAGUGGCUGCCUCAGUGGGCUACGUCUCAAGACAAGACUGCUUCUAUGAAGAGCAACAGAUGGAUGCCAGAGACAAGCAGGUUCUGCGUUCCCUGCGGCUGGUGCUCUGCUCAGAGGUGCUGGUGGAAGGGCUCAUCAUUCACUACCUCUACCAGGAAGGCAUUCUAACAGAAAACCACCUUCAAGAAAUAAAGUCCCAAGCCACCAAUCACAGAAAAACCAUGAUGCUUCUAGAUAUCCUUCCUACCAGAGGACCCAAGGCCUUUCGGACGUUCUUAGAUUCCUUACAGGAGUUUCCAUGGGUGAGAGACCAGUUGGAGAGAAAGCGUAAGGAAACUAUGGCAGAGGAUCUUGUAGGUGACGGGUUAACUGGAAUUCCACCAGAUGUUUUGAAGAACCCACCAACAGAUCAGCAGAUUAACAAACUUGCCAGGAGUCUGGGGCCUGAGUGGGAGCAUAUUGUACUGUCCCUGGGUUUGUCACUGAAUGACAUCUACAGAUGUAAAGUCCAUCACCCUCACAAUGUGCAGUCACAGAUUGUGGCUGCAUUUGUCCUUUGGAGACAGCGUUUUGGAAUCAAAGCAACAAUCCAAAAUCUGCACACCAGUCUGAUGGCCGUAGAAGUGGAUCCUUCUGUGAUCCAGCAUAUGCUUGAGUGAAGUCUUGUUAUUGAUUGGUGGCUCUUGAGUUUUUUGCUAAAUGAAAUCAAUUGGAUUCAUUGAAUCACUUAUCAGUGUUCUGAUUUCUCUUAAUUAGAAAUCGAGGAAAUGGCAGACAAGCAGCUUGGUAAUUUUAUUACUCUGUUCUUCCUUGUAGCUUUCAGUUUUCUGUGGGAGGUUUUGAUGUCUCUUAUAAUUACAUGUAUGCCAGAUGAUUUUUUAACAGGCUUUAAGAAAUUAUCGUUCUUUUUGUUCACUUUUGGUAGGUAAACAGUUUGGGUCCAGAAUUUUUAGAUCAAUUUAUGGGCAGCCCCUCAAGAAGACUGACUCAUCUCUAGAGCCAAUGCGGAACAUCCUCCUCCCCCAGGUUCUGCCCAAAAUAUUUCAGCACUCUCACUUAAGUCAGAGGUCUUCAUAAAGUUUUUGGGGGUGAGAGGGUUUUUUUGUCCUGUACCCCCAAUUCUCAAAACCAUAAGGUAAAUUAGGGAGGAGAGGGCCAUCUGAACAGUCUGCUGGCUGCCCAGUUUGCCAUGGUUUUCUGGACUCCUGGUACCUGACAGUAUGGUUUGGCAGAAUCAGCUCAUUCAGGCCCAGAAACAAUCUGCUGGUAUUUUAUUUUUAGUCUUCUAUAAUACAGUCCCGACCUUCAGCCAUUCAUGAUCCUGUUACACCUCACUUAUAUCUUAAUUAAUUAUAUCCUAUUAUGGUGUAUGAAAGCAUAAUUCUAUCAACAAGUCUCAAAUAAACAAUGUAAAUCAA
This is a messenger RNA of Caretta caretta (loggerhead turtle), 1660 nucleotides long. NCBI's taxonomy places the organism in Eukaryota, Metazoa, Chordata, Testudines, Cheloniidae. The record is from RefSeq and is a predicted model, not a curated record.